CCGGAAGGGGGCUCUGGACUAGGAUCCCUCCCCCUUUCCCUCUGCGUGCCGGAGCGCUUUCAGACCCUCCUCCUCCCAGGUACGAGCCGGGAGAGGAGGGCGCCUCUCUCCUGCCGGCGCUCCACCAUGGGCAAUAUCUCCAAUGACUCCUGGCCCGAGGACUGCGGGUCCCGGCAGUGGCUCCCCUCCGGCGAAAGCCCGGCCAUCAGCUCGGUGAUGUUCUCGGCCGGGGUGCUGGGGAACCUCAUCGCUCUGGCGCUGCUGGCGCGCCGCUGGCGGGGCGACGCGGGACGCAGCGCGGGACGCGGGAACUCGGUCUCCUUGUUCCACGUGCUGGUGACAGAGCUGGUGUUCACCGACCUGCUUGGGACCUGCCUCAUCAGCCCGGUGGUGCUGGCUUCCUACGCUCGGAACCAGACCCUGGUGGCGCUGGCGCCUGAGAGCCGUGCGUGCACCUACUUCGCCUUCGCCAUGACCUUCUUCAGCCUGGCCACGAUGCUCAUGCUCUUCGCCAUGGCCCUGGAGCGCUACCUGUCCAUCGGGCACCCCUACUUCUACCAGCGUCGUGUCACGCGCCGCAGCGGCCUGGCAGUGCUGCCCACCAUCUACGCCGUCUCCCUACUCUUUUGCUCGCUGCCGUUGCUGAACUACGGGCAGUACGUCCAGUACUGCCCCGGGACGUGGUGCUUCAUCGAGCACGGCCAGACUACGUACCUGCAGUUGUAUGCCACCCUGCUGCUCCUCCUCAUCGUCGCGGUGCUCGCCUGCAACUUCAGCGUCAUCCUCAACCUCAUCCGCAUGCACCGUCGGAGCAGGAGAAGCCGCUGCGGGCCCUCCUUGGGCAGCUGCCGGGACGCCCCUGGGGCCCGCAGGAGAGGGGAAAGGCUGUCCAUGGCGGAGGAGACAGACCACCUCAUUCUCCUGGCUAUUAUGACCAUCACCUUUGCUGUGUGCUCCUUGCCUUUCACAAUUUUUGCAUACAUGAAUGAAACGUCUUCCCGAAAAGAAAAGUGGGACCUCCAAGCUCUUAGAUUUUUAUCCAUCAAUUCAAUAAUCGACCCUUGGGUCUUUGCCAUCCUUCGGCCUCCUGUUCUGAGACUAAUGCGUUCAGUCCUGUGUUGUCGGGUUUCAUUAAGAACACAAGAUGCAGCACAGACUUCCUGUUCUAUACAGUCAAAUGCCAGUAAAUAGAUUGACCUUUGUGGACAGUAGUUAAGAAGUGCUUAGUUAGCCAGCAUCUGGAAGAUCAUUUUGAAAUGGCUCCUUGGAGAAAUGAAAAAAGUUAGUUUAUAAACAAAGUGAAGCUACCCUAAUAAAACAGAGUAAACAAACGUUUCAGCAGCAGUUUGUGCUACAGAGGUGCUGACAAGGCACUUCACAGAAGGUGUCAGGAGAAUACAUAAAAGCUGCCCUCGAUGAGCAUGUUACAUGGCCUUUGAGAAAAAACCAACUGCAUUUAGGAUCCGGUUGCCUUUUGAUUUAAGCUUUCUGUUGAAUGAGAGCAUAUGUGGUUUUGUAAUUUGUUUAAAACCCUAAGUAGUUACUGCGUGUUCGAUUUCAAUCAUCUAUGCUACUGCCGCUGUAAACAUACGGUGCACAGUCAGGCCAGAGAAAACUUCACAUGUAUUCUCUACGAAGUCCAUACGAGGAAGCAACCACGCCUGGUGUCUUGUGAUUGCUUAAGAAACCCUUUGUUUGGCCAGUGAAUUUGGAAAUCACAGGCACUUUGUAGUGUCGUAUUUGUGCACGUGGGAGGACUCCCUCGUCACUACAGUAUUACGCGUGGGAAGAGUAAGUAAGCUCAGCUGGUUAACGUCACCUUCUCACUACUCCUCCGGAAGCUGGGUGUCAAAGUAUCGGGUUAUUUAUUUUACAAUGUCCGUUGUGCCGACAGUAAUGAAGAACACUUUCGGAAUUUUCCUCUCAACAAGAAAUAAUAGGCUAUUGAGAGAGUUAAUUCUGAUUAAUAUUCUUCAUUCUAUUUCCAGGGAGAGGCUAUGGGGCUAUGUCUGCAACCAAGUAUUAGAAUUAAGAAUGGAAAUAUCUGAUCAAUUCUCAGUAAACCCUGAAACUCUUCUAAGGCUCAUGCUGAGGCUGUGACUAACAUCUACUUUAUAAGGUGACUGUUGUAGCAAAACUCAUGCAUCUAAGUUUUUAUCCAGGAAACAUGAUUUGACUCAUACUAUAUAGGAAAUAAUGCAACAGUGAGUCAUAUCUUAAUAUGUUUCUAAAUCUAAAUGUUUGCCAUGGUAUAAAAAUAUACCGGCAUUAAAAUAUUUCAGCAAAUUUGCACUGCUUAAUCAUCUUAGUUCCUGCAUAAACUCAUCUGAAAUGUCACAAAAAUAAACUAUGAAACAAAAAUUUAGAAAUGGAAGAGUGUUGAGUUCCCCCAAAUAACAGUUUAUAGAGUAGAUAUAUUUUUUAGGGAGAUAAAAGUGGAAAAAUUAUAUAUAUUUUGGCAAGUUUUUAAAAGUAUGGUUUCAUUGUAAUUUAAAUGUUAAAAUAGUCAGUAUAGUACUUGGUAUUCGAGUAUUUUUUUUUCCUUACAGCAUGAUCUUCAGAAUAGUAGAAACACCUUAUUUAUUUAUUUAUUUUGCAGUGUGUUAUUACAGGAUAGCUAUUAUAAAAAACCAAAAAGGGGAUGUCAGUUUUUUCCAAGGUCUCGUUGAGUUGCUUACGCAAAACCGUUUCCUAUAAGUAGUUAUCAAAGUAGGUGAUCACUUAAAGUGAUUCCAAACCAAUCUAGCAUCAGUAUAUUUUGACACAAUCUAUGUCAAAUCAGCUCUUAUUUUUAAAAGAAUAAAUAAAUGGUUUGCUUUCCUACUGAUUUAAACAAACCAGGCAAAAUUUAACUUAACUGAAAUCUGGACAUGUAAAUAAAUCUUCCCUGCAAACAAGUAUUCUGAAGUUAAGAAAUUGCUCUAAACAGGACUAAUAAUUAUACUCAUGGGUAAUUCCUAAACAUAAAAUUCUAACGUUACUUUGAAUAUGAAAGAUUGAUUUAUGACUAUUUUUUCCUCCAAAUGAAACCAAAUGAAAAUGUUAACUAUAGUCCUUCUCUUCACCUCACCAUCACCCCAAAAUUCUGAAAUAAUGCCUGAGAACCUUAAAAAACAAACAAACAAAAAACAAGAAAAGGCAUAGUUGGACAUAGUAUCUCUAGUGGGAACAAAAUGAUUUACUCUGGGGGCCCAAUAUAUAAAAGUUGAAGCCAUUUAUUUAAGAACUGGUAGAUUUCUAGAGCUUUGUUUCCUGAUGUACUCCUGUUCCUUGUACUGUAUUAAAUGGCUGAGUCCUGUUGUUUUGUUUGCAUAUACACAGAAGGAAUCAAAUGUAAAAAUCCUGUGUAAUAGACAAUCACCUAUUAUUAAUGGCAAUUUAAAGGUAACAGAAAAAAUUAGACGGGUAAAUAUUUCCUUUCUAAAAAUCCCAUCACCUCAGA
Messenger RNA from Felis catus (domestic cat), 3442 nucleotides. RefSeq names its product prostaglandin E receptor 2 (gene PTGER2). Gene Ontology annotation, molecular function: prostaglandin E receptor activity. The transcript is spliced from 2 exons. Gene Ontology annotation, biological process: inflammatory response; cellular response to prostaglandin E stimulus; adenylate cyclase-activating G protein-coupled receptor signaling pathway. The record is from RefSeq and is a predicted model, not a curated record. NCBI's taxonomy places the organism in Eukaryota, Metazoa, Chordata, Mammalia, Carnivora, Felidae. The coding region runs from base 127 to 1191 and encodes 354 amino acids. Gene Ontology annotation, cellular component: plasma membrane.